Racocetra persica is the source of this 577-nucleotide messenger RNA. NCBI's taxonomy places the organism in Eukaryota, Fungi, Glomeromycota, Glomeromycetes, Diversisporales, Gigasporaceae. The record is from the annotation of a GenBank genome assembly.
AAAGAACUACUACCGCUACUCGGUGUCGUAAAUGACUUUUCAAAUAUAGUGUCUGGAUCCGCUAUCCCGUUGGAUAAUGCCGUUGUUUCUUCGUUCUCCCAUGGCUCUGGUACAUGUAACUCAGUUCAAGAGGCUAUCGAAGGUGUACAAAAUUCGCCCAUGGGUAAACUCAAUAGUGCGCUUACUUAUGAUUUCAAUCUUGAUUUAAAGAAAGGUUAUUACGUUCCUGGAGGUUCUGCUGUUCUUACUGUUAAAGGUACUCAACCUUACAAGGGUUUCUUGUUAUAUGCUGUGGACAGUGCUAAAAACCAUGUUGGUUCGUGGAGUACUCCAAAAGGUUACAAAAUAUUGGAUCUAAAUUGUACUGGUGAUCCGAAAGGAACUAUUUCACAUGAUUCUCCCGAUCAAAAAGAUCCUGUUGCUGCUAAAUUCACUUGGACAGCACCAACUACAGAUGUCGGUCCAAUUACUUUUGUUGGUACUAUUGUGGUUAAUCAAUCAAUGGGCUUCCAAAUUGUAAAAUCUCCGAGUUUCUCUGUUGCCGGAAGCAAUGUUACUGUGCCAGUUACGCCAUCAG